Salvia splendens (bonfire salvia) is the source of this 652-nucleotide messenger RNA. RefSeq lists its product as uncharacterized. The record is from RefSeq and is a predicted model, not a curated record. NCBI's taxonomy places the organism in Eukaryota, Viridiplantae, Streptophyta, Magnoliopsida, Lamiales, Lamiaceae. The transcript has a single exon. Bases 102 to 404 code for a protein of 100 amino acids.
UCUCAUUUGUGUUUUCACACACACACACACACACAUCUCCAUCUUCCAAAUCAAGACAAUUCUUUUCCUUUUUUUUAUUUUUUCUCAAAAUCAAAACUAGAAUGGCUCAAUUGCCGCCGUUGGUGGAGCCGCCGCCGGUGGUGGAAGCAGAAUCCGGGCACUCGACACUCCGCUCGAUCGAGACUCUGGUGGUGGUGUUGGCGGCGAUCACGAUCAUUGCGGUCGUCGCCGGAAUAAUUGCUCGUCUCUGCGGCGGACAGCAUUCCGGCGGCGACCAUGAUGUGGAGGGAUGGGUCGAGAGGAAGUGCCGAAGCUGCAUCGACGGCGGCGUGCCUGCGCCUCCUCCGCCGCCGGCCAAGGAGGAGGACCCCAAACCGGCAGGAAAUGAAGAAGCAAAGAAGUGAGAAAGGAUCAUGCAUCAAAUUUUGUGUUUAAUUUUUUUGGGUUCUACUAGUAAUUAUACUUACUAAUUUAGACCUAUAAAUGUCCCCAAAAAAACGGAAAUAUUUACCCCAGUCGUUACUUGUUUUCAUUUUGGGUUCUAAAUUCUCUUCUAUUUUUUUUGUGUGAUUUCUUUUGUAUUUUAUUCUGUAUGUUGAUAAACACUAAUAAAUUCUUAAAGAUGACUGAAAAUAGUCCAUUUUCAUUUUUA